Messenger RNA from Octodon degus (degu), 884 nucleotides. RefSeq names its product chymotrypsinogen B-like. The annotation marks the transcript as partial. Lineage: Eukaryota; Metazoa; Chordata; Mammalia; Rodentia; Octodontidae. Gene Ontology annotation, biological process: proteolysis. The transcript is spliced from 8 exons. The record is from RefSeq and is a predicted model, not a curated record. Gene Ontology annotation, molecular function: serine-type endopeptidase activity.
AUGGCCCUCCUUUGGCUUCUGUCCUGCUUUGUCCUCUCAGCAGUUGCAGCUGCAUAUGACUGCGGGGUCCCUGCCAUCCCUCCUGAGCUGAGUCACCUGUCCAGGAUCGUCAAUGGCGAGGAUGCGGUUCCUGGCUCAUGGCCCUGGCAGGCGUACCUGCUGGGUGAAGAUGUCUACCAAUGUGGGGGCUCCCUCAUCUGCAAGGACUGGGUGGUGACCGCCGCCCACUGCGAGGUCGGGACGACUGACAAGGUGUUUCUUGGGGUGUAUGACCUGAGCGCUCCUGAUGAACACUGGCAAGUCCUGGACGUUGAAGAGGUUUUCACGAAUACCAACUUCACCUUAGAGACAAUAAGCUACGACAUCGCCCUGAUAAAGCUGGCCACGCCUGCCCAGUUCACUGAGAGGGUGUCCCCCGUGUGCCUGCCCCGUCCCUGUGACCACUUCUGUCCUGGGACUGAGUGUGUCACCACUGGCUGGGGCAUGACAAGUGUCUUCCCUCCGGACGCCUCCACCAAGCUGCAGCAGGCGGUCCUGCCUCUCGUGUCCACCGAGGAGUGCAAGAAAACCUGGGGCGACAAGAUCACUGACCAGAUGAUCUGCGCCGGGGCCAAUGGCGUCUCAUCCUGCAUGGGUGACUCUGGCGGCCCCCUCGUGUGCAAGAAGCAUGGAGUUUGGACAUUAGCAGGCAUCGUGUCCUGGGGCAGUGACACCUGCUCCACCUACACCCCUGCUGUGUACAGUCGUGUCACUGCACUCAUGUCCUGGAUUUGGGAGAUUCUGGCACACAGGAGCUUCUCCGGCGACCUCACAAGCCUGGUCAGCGUGGGCCGCGUCGUCCUUCAUCGCUUCCUCUCUCUCCAGGACAAGAGGCCCGAGCUUCG